UAAGUAAACUAGUCACUCUCACUGAAAGGAUAAAGAACAAAGUGGAGAUAUUCCUUCUCAGAUUGAGGAUUACGUUUGCCUGGUUAUUCAUACUCACUGGCAGCGAAGAUGGAAUCUCGGUGUUCGCCUUUGCCCUGUGUCUUCAGUUUCGUGAUGUUCAGUCUUUGCAGUCUUACGCUGGCAGCUAACAAUUAUAACUGUGAUGAUCCGCUGGUGUCAGCAUUGCCUCAGACGUCCUUCCAAAGCUCCUCCGAGCUCUCCAGCAGCCACUCUCCACGCUUUGCUAAGCUCAAUAGAAGAGAGGGUUUUGGAGGCUGGUCUCCACUGGACUCAGACAAGUACCAGUGGCUGCAGAUUGACCUGCGGGACAGAGUGGAGAUCACAGCAAUAGCCACACAGGGACGCUACAGCAGCUCGGACUGGGUCAUUAGCUAUCUGCUGCUGUUCAGCGACACAGGGAAGGGCUGGAAACAGUACAGGCAGGAAGACAGCAUCUGGGCUUUUCCAGGGAACAGCAAUGCGGACGUUGUCGUGCAUCAAAAGCUCCAGCACUCCAUCAGGACACGAUUUCUGCGCUUUGUGCCUCUGGACUGGAAUCGUAGUGGUCGGAUUGGGAUGAGGGUGGAAGCCUAUGGCUGUGUGUACAAAUCAGACGUGGCAGACUUUAAUGGCAGGAGCUCCCUGCUGUACCGGUUCAACCAGAAAUCCAUGAGUACAUUGAAAGAUGUCAUCUCCCUGAAGUUUAAAAGCAUGCAGAGCGAUGGAGUUCUGGUGCAUGGAGAAGGGCAGAGAGGAGACUACAUCACCCUAGAGCUGCACCAUGGCAAACUCGCCCUGCACAUCAAUCUGGAUGAUGCUAAACUCCGAUCCAGCAGCAGCAGCCAUGUGUCAGUGUCCCUGGGCAGUCUCCUGGAUGACCAGCAUUGGCACUCUGUCCUGAUCGAGCGUUUUAACAAACAGCUGAACUUCACCGUAGAUAAGCACACGCAGCACUUCCACACCAAGGGGGACUGCGACUCGCUGGAUAUUGAUUACGAGCUCAGCUUCGGUGGUAUCCCACUUCCAGGCAAACCAGGGACUUUCCUGAGGAAGAAUUUCCACGGCUGCAUUGAAAACCUUUACUAUAACGGAGUGAACAUCAUCGAUCUGGCUAAGAGACGCAAGCCUCAGAUCUAUACCGUGGGUAAUGUCACCUUCUCCUGCUCAGACCCUCAGAUGGUUCCUGUGACGUUCCUCAGCUCCACCAGUAGCUACCUGCUGUUGCCGGUCGCUUCCCAAGCGGACGGCCUUACGCUUCGCUUCCAGUUCCGCACCUGGAACCGGGACGGGCUCCUGCUCUCGGCACAGCUUUUACAUGAGCCGGAGCGCUUACUGCUCUACCUCAGCAACGGAAAAAUGAACUUUGCCCACCAGAAAUCCCUGCUGGAGAAAACAGAAAUGACAACAGGUCAUGGUCUCAAUGAUGGGCUGUGGCACACUGUGAGCCUCAGCACUCGAGGACUGCAAGUCUCCCUUACAUUGGACAACAAUGCCACCUCCACCAUGGAGGCCAACAUGCAGAUCCACUCUGGAGACAACUAUUUCUUUGGAGGAUGCCCUUCUACCGUGAACAACUUUGGCUGCAAAAACCCAACGCUCGCUUUCCAAGGCUGCAUGCGUCUCAUAUUCAUCAACAACCAGCCAGUGAAUCUUAUCCAAGUGCAGCAAGGCCUGCUUGGGAAUCACAGUGACCUGAUAAUUGACCUUUGUGGCAUCAGAGACAGAUGCUUGCCAGAUGACUGUGAGCACGGGGGCCAGUGUUCCCAGUCCUGGAGCACCUUUUACUGUGACUGUUCAGGAACAGGCUACACUGGAGCCACCUGCCAUAACUCAAUCUACGAGCCCUCAUGUGAAGCUUACAGACUCACAGGGAGCAGGUCAGGUUACUUUUCCAUUGACUCAGAUGGGAGUGGUCCAUUGGGUCCCACCCUGGUCUACUGCAAUAUGACAGAUGAUAAAGUGUGGACUACAAUGCACCACAACAACAUGGAGCUGACCAGGGUCCAGGGUUCGAGCUUGGAGAAGCCGUAUUCCAUACAGUUCAACUACAGCACCAGCCGAGAGCAGCUGCAGGCCAUGGUGAGCGGGGCGGAACACUGCGAGCAGGAGAUCCUCUACCGCUGCAAGAGGUCCCGGCUGCUCAACACGCGCGAUGGCACUCCCUUCUCUUGGUGGGUGAGCCGGACCAGUGAGAGACAAACCUAUUGGAGCGGUUCGUUGCCUGGGGUCCAGCAGUGCUCCUGUGGACUGAAUGAGAACUGCAUAGACAUGAACUAUUUCUGCAACUGUGAUGCUGACAGAGAAGAAUGGGCUAAUGAUACAGGCCUCCUGUCCUACAAAGAACACUUACCUGUGAAUCAGAUGGUGAUUGGAGACACAAGCAGAACUGGCUCAGAAGCAGUGUACAGAGUAGGGCCUCUGCGUUGCUAUGGUGACAGGAACUAUUGGAAUGCAGCCUCCUUUAACAUGGAGACCUCUUACCUCCACUUCCCUACGGUCCACGCAGAACUCAGUGCCGACAUCUCCUUCUACUUUAAAACUACAGCCGAGUCCGGAGUCUUUCUGGAAAACAUGGGGAUCAAAGACUUCAUACGCAUUGAAUUAAGUUCUCCGUCUGACGUCACCUUCUCCUUUGACGUGGGGAACGGGCCUAUCGAGCUCACAGUUAAAUCCCCCACCCCUCUGAAUGACAAGCAGUGGCACUACGUCAAAGCAGAGCGCAACACCAAGGAGGCGUGGCUCCAGGUCGACCACUUACCAAUCAGGUUCCUGGAGGCUCUGCCUGACAGACACUUCCGUCUGCAGCUCAACAGCCAGCUGUUUGUAGGAGGUACAGCAUCAAGGCAGAAGGGGUUUCUGGGUUGUGUUCGUUCCUUGAUGUUGAACGGCUUGACCCUUGACCUUGAGGAACGGGCGAAGAUGACUCCAGGAGUCCAGCCAGGCUGCCCUGGUCACUGCAGCGGUUAUGGCAGUUUCUGCCACAAUGGAGGAAAGUGCAUUGAAAAAUACAACGGCUUCUACUGUGACUGCAUUCACUCUGCCUAUAGGGGACCCCUCUGUAAGAAAGAGGUUUCUUUGCUCUUUGAAGCUGGCUCCUCAGUGACCUACACCUUCCAGGAUCCUCUCUCAGUCAGUAGCAAUGAAAGCAACCUGUCUUCUGCCAUCUAUGCUGAGAUAAGCAAGUCCCGGGAAAACAUUGCAUUCAGCUUCCUCACAACAAGCACUCCGGCCAUGCUGUUAUCUGUCACCACUUACUAUCACAAGUAUAUGGCUGUCAUGUUGUCUAAAAAUGGGAGCUUGCAGAUCUGGUACAGACUAAACACAGAGAAAGAGCCAGAUGUCUUCUCCACCAGCAUCACCAACCUGGUUAACGGACAACUUCACAAAGUCAGAAUCAACAGAGAUGGAAGGGAUGUCUAUGUGCAGAUUGACCAGAAGGUAAACACAAAAUACAGCCUUACCUCAGACACUGAGUUUAAUUCUAUCAAAUCUCUGACUCUGGGCAAAGUCACAGACAGUCCCGGUUUGGAUGAGGAGGUCAGAGUGGCGGGGGCACAGGGCUUCAUUGGCUGCCUCUCCUCAGUCCAGUACAAUCACAUUGCUCCUCUGAAGGCGGCCCUGCACCAUCACAGAAGCUCUGUUGUUACAGUGAAGGGGCGUCUGGUGGAAUCCAGCUGUGGUUCCACAAGCAUGGCUGACCUGAACACUUUCACAACAACGCACUCCCUGUCAGAUCAUUUAGAAAAAAACAACAAUGAGAGGGAACCACUGGCAACACAAAGUGACUCGGUUGUCAUCGGAGGUAUCAUUGCUGUGGUGAUAUUUAUCACUGUCUGUGUCACUGCAAUAAUAACGAGGUUCCUCUACCAACACAGAAAGGGCCAUCGGACCGGCACUGAAAAAGACAAGGAGCACCGAGAGAACCUGGAGUACUCCUUGAGGAACCACACUGAUCUCCAUGACUCAGUCAGCGAAAGCAAGAAAGAGUAUUUCAUCUGAGCCUUUUAUUUUCGGUUCCCUGAUUGAUUGCCUGCCUGUGAUGAGAUGCAUGGCCCUGUCUGAUAAGGAGUGAGUUGGCCCCUUAGAAUGACUGCCUUCUCUCCACAAGAACUACCAACUGGACAAGUCUGUUUAAACUGAACUUUUCAUUUCUAUUGGGAGAUAAAAGAGCGACAUGAGUAGUAGACUUUUUACCAAGGGGUUUUUUUUUCAUUAGUUUCAUGCAGAAAAUAAAAUGGUUGAGACUUUAAAAGGCUUAUCUUGAUAGAGGAGCAGGAAGUGAAAUCAAUAUAGCCACAAUGGAAUAUAUUGAGGCCGAAGGGGACUGCUCUGCUAGGGAGAUGUGAACUAUGUUUUUUAUUUUUAGUGUGGGAAGUCUGCAGGAUUCAAAUCAAAGUUGUAGUGCUGUCUUUCUCAAUACAGAUGGCUUUACUUUCAAAAUGAUAUUAUAUACUUAUAACUAAACAGCUUCUUCACUCUUGGAAUUAUUUAUUGUAAGUUUUAAAUCCUUGAAUUUACUGUGCAUAACUUCUGGUUUGAGGGAGCUGACUUGAUAAACUGACACUUUUUUAAAUCUAAAAUGUUUUUCUUGAUAUUUUAUCUGGUUGUCCAAAUGCUCUGCAGAUGUUUGCACUGUAGUCCAUGAUGUACAGUGCUUUGUGAUGUCUUGGCAUGAAUAGCGCACUAUACAUUUUACUGUUACUGUUGUUUCAAUAUUUCACUCUUCUGCAAAACGCUCCUGAGAUACAGUUGGAGAACAAGUAGUUAAAAUAGCCAAAGAGGGACAAGCUAUGUCUCGAGAAAGGCCCUAUACAGUAGACUUUUAUUCAAUAGUAAUUGACCACUUAUGGCCAGCUCUUAAUUCAGACCAAUGGUUGUAAAGAAAUUCCACAUAGAUGGUUCAUACAUGAAAUAAACCUUAUAGCAAGCACAUUUUAGCACUUUGAUACUUACAUAUCAAUCACCUGACCAAAUACUUUACAUACUAACUAUAUCUAAUAUUAGCCUUAUUAACAGUCCCCUGCUUGCUAAAACAAGGAGCAUGCCACAACACACAGUUAAAGAGUAAAAGACAGGGCAGGCAACAUAUGACAGGAUCUGUGAUAACUUUUUCUUUACUCUUAUAUUAGCUAUUUUUCUGCUGGGAAGGUGGCAGGGGAAAUGUCUGUUCCUUCAGAAGUGCAGUAUCAGCAGAAAUUGAGUGUGCAGAAUAAAGCAGAAAUGAGGGAACUGUUUUAACCAUUGAAAUACUUAUAAGGUAGUUAGGGUUAAAACCAACAAAAGUAAUUGAUAUCAGUGCUUUUUGUAGUACCGCUUUGUCAAGCUACCUUUUGUAACUGCAGAAAAUUGGUGGGUUGGUUUAACUUUUGGAUUAAUUCGAAACGGAUUGAAUCCAUUAAGUAUGUUCUUGUCUUGAAUCACACUGACACCUGGUUUUUGAAAGGUAAAAAACAUUUAUAUUAUAAACUUAGCCUGAAACAACUUAGUUGCAGGUAUCAUAAUUUUAUAAUGUAUACGUUCUAUGUUUCAUAACCUUCAAAAUGGGGUACCCAAUGACUUAAGUUGUAUAUGAAUCAUUUAGGAUGCUGAUGUAGGUAUAGUGCACAAACUUAGCCAGACAGUAAACAUUAUUUACAAUUAAAAUGUAACAUGAAUAAAUAAAGGGUGUGACCUUGGGCUGCCAUAACCUGAGCCUCACCGUGAUCAACCGUACAAUUGAUUGUAUUGCUAUGUAUGUAUUUAUUGAUGUAUUUGUAUUCUUUUUCUAUCGCACUAAUGUAGCCCCCUUCUCCAGCUUAAAAAAAUACACUUUUGUAUGAAAUAUUGUGCCUGGUCAUGCUCGAUAUUAUUGUCUAUUGUGAUGUAUUUGAAGUAAUGGACAUUCACCUUAACUUCAAUGGAUUUAGGCAAUAGGUUAGACCAAGAUCACUGGGCAUUGUAGAAUUUGUUAAGACCUAUCCCUGUCGCUUCAGAGCGAAGAUUGAAUUGAAAACUGCAGACUGGCUAUCUACCCAUUUAAUACAUUAUUAUUACAAAAAAAUAAUGAAACAAGAAGACCUAUGAAUUAAAUCAAUAAGGAAGGAACUGGCUGAAUGUAUUUGAAGGUCCUUACAAUUCAGUGUGCUUGUGAGCUACCCAUUUCAAUCACACUGUCACUGGGUAGGUCAAUGCGGAAAAUACUUCAAAAUAUGCCAGCACAGUAGAGUUUAUGUGAUUGGAUCCAAACUAUGCUUUUUUUAUCCUGAAUCUGAGUUUUCCCAAAUCUGAACAGAAUAUGACAAAACUAACAUGUUAAAAGAAAUGUUCUAGUAUUUGUUACGAAACCUUACUGCUCAAUCUGAAGUAUAGGCUAUUCCCCAAUAAUUAAUAUAUAAGGUGAUUAAUAAACAACGCACCAUGUGAAAAAACACAUUACAGAACAUGUUUGAGUUGAGCACCACCAUUGGUCUGGCACAAAAUAUCACAGCUACACAGGACACUGUGUAUGACUUGGCUUUGGUCUUUAUGGAUACUCUUCAUGGAAGGCUUUUGUUAUCUUGAGUACUUUCCCCAUGACUUGAACCCUAAUCUACAUGUUCACUAACAUUGUGUUCCUCUCUACUGUGACUGUACUUGAAGACUUAUAAUGAAAAAGACAUGUUCUGUAAUGGUUCUGUGAUUUUUUAAAAAUCUCCAUGUAUACUGUAAAAUAGUGAUUUAUGCUGUCACUGACAUAAUUCAUUUCAUUUUGUCUACUUGGAAAUAAUAACUACC
Molecule: messenger RNA, 6792 nt
Organism: Polyodon spathula (Mississippi paddlefish)
Lineage: Eukaryota; Metazoa; Chordata; Actinopteri; Acipenseriformes; Polyodontidae
Product: contactin-associated protein-like 5
Exons: 24
Coding region: 109-4038 (1309 amino acids)
Source: RefSeq, a predicted model, not a curated record